AUGCUAGCUGUUGUUCCAGCCAAUGUGGAUAUUGCCACGCAAGAGAUCAUAGAAAUGGCCAGGGAACUGGACUCCGACGGAUUAAGGACGUUACGAAUCGUCACAAAACCCGAUUUAGUGGACAAAGGAGCAGAGGAAAAGAUCAUUGACAUAGUCGAAGGGAAACAAGAGUCACAAGAAUUAGGCUGGGUGGUAGUAAGGAACCUCGGUCAGAAGGACCUUCAAGACUCUUCAAAGAACCGUGACAUUGAAGAACAGAUUCUCAGCCAUUCACCACCUUGGAACCGCCUCUCAAAAGAUAAUUUUGGGAUCGAGGCCCUGAGGGCCCGAUUGCAAGCACUUUUAGCCUCCAACGUGCGGCGAGAAUUUCCCUCGGUGCGAUCUGAAGUUUCUAAACGCCUCAAAGCAUGCAAGAAGGCUUUGGAGAGCAUGGGAGAAGAGCGUGAAUCAACUGAACAACAGAGUAAAUACUUACUUGAGAUUGUGUCAAAAUUCAAGCAAAUCACCGAAAAUGCCCUGCAAACAAACUAUGGAUCACAAGACGCUUUUGAUGAUGAGCCUGACUUACGCUUGGCAACCGUGGUUGCUAACCGCAAUGCUCUAUUUUCAGAUGAAAUCUCUACUAGGGGUCACACUUUUGCCUUCAUGUCACAUAAUCAUGACGACGAUUCGGACACUCCACGUUCAGGCAAAGCAGUUUCACCGACGAGCUCUGUCCGCGCGCAGACAGGUCACCUGGAUGAUGACGACGAUGACGAAGACGAGCGCAAUUCAAUUCCCAGCAGAAAAGUCAAGAGUUGCAGUGAUAUUGAGGACAUAUUACACGACUGCAUUUCUAAACAGUCCUCAAAAUGGCCAUCACUGGCCGAGGGUUACGUUUGUGAUAUCAUAUCCAUGGUCCAUAACUUUAUCAAAAAGGCAUUGGUCGUUUCCUGUGCAGAUAGAGCACUGAGUCAAACUAUCCUGUUAUUCUUGCUGGAUGAUCUUAUCGAAAAAUAUCGACAAGCUCUUUCAACGACGAACUUUCUUCUAAGAAUUGAAAGAGAAGGUACGCCAAUGACACAGAAUCAUUACUUGAAUAGCAACUUGCAAAAAUGUCGGCAGGAACGCAUUUCCUCUGAAGCGACGAAGUCAUGUUUUUCAGUGAAAUAUGAGAAUGGUUCAGCAGUGGGGUGUGUUAAACUUGCAGAUUUGACCCAAAUUCAUCAUACGAACAACUUGCAACAUACUGUUGAAGACAUCCACGACAUACUGAAAUCGUACUACAAGGUUGCUCGGAAAAGGUUCAUUGACAACGUAUGCAUGCAAGCAGCGGACUUCUAUCUUGUUACUGGACCAGAAGCUCCAUUGAAUUUGUUUUCUCCCUCUUGGGUCUACACACUGUCACCCGAGCAGUUGGAAAAUAUUGCGGGAGAGGAGGCUUCUGCAACUUUGGACGUACUUUUACACGAACAUAUUCCUCCCCAGAACACAUACUAG
Messenger RNA from Aspergillus uvarum CBS 121591, 1479 nucleotides. RefSeq names its product dynamin. The coding region runs from base 1 to 1479 and encodes 492 amino acids. The transcript has 5 exons. Lineage: Eukaryota; Fungi; Ascomycota; Eurotiomycetes; Eurotiales; Aspergillaceae. The record is from RefSeq and is a predicted model, not a curated record. Gene Ontology annotation, molecular function: microtubule binding; GTPase activity. Gene Ontology annotation, cellular component: membrane; microtubule; cytoplasm.